Molecule: messenger RNA, 909 nt
Organism: Phytophthora nicotianae INRA-310
Lineage: Eukaryota; Oomycota; Peronosporomycetes; Peronosporales; Peronosporaceae
Exons: 1
Coding region: 79-546 (155 amino acids)
Biological process (GO): removal of superoxide radicals
Molecular function (GO): superoxide dismutase activity; copper ion binding
Source: RefSeq, a predicted model, not a curated record
GUGGUGUUAAAAAGCCUGCUCGCAUUCUACUGGCCCGCAGCGUUUGGCUCCCUCACUUCAUUCAGUACCAAGAUCACGAUGGCCAAGGCGGUGUGCACUCUUUACGGCGACGACGCGACCGUGUAUGGCUCGCUGGUGAUCACGCAGGCUCACGAGGACGCCAAGAGCGUCAUCACGGGCGAGCUCAAGAAUCUUUCGCCCGGCAAGCACGCCCUGCACGUGAACGUUUUCGGCGACGUCUCGCAGCCGGCUGGCGCUGCGCUUGGCGGCGUGUUUAACCCUUUCGGCAAGAACCACGGUGCCCCUGAGGACGCUGAGCGUCGCGUUGGAUCGCUGGGCAACGUGGAAGUGGGUGAGGACGGCAGCGUCAAGGUGCACGUGGAGGACAAGCUGGUGAAGCUUAUCGGCCCCCACUCGAUCAUCGGCCGCAGCAUUGUGGUGCACGACGGCGAGGACGACUUGGGCAAGGGCGGCCACGAGCUGUCGCUGCAGAACGGCAACGCUGGCGCCAUCAAGGCGUACGGCGUCGUGGGCAUUUCCAGCUAAACGAAGCAAGAAGAGCAGGGCGUCGUGGGGUUAUUAAAUAGGUAACACGGCAGAAUGCAGACACCUUUUUCGCUUCUAUAUGACGUUGUUGCUGUGGGCAUGGGAGAAAGGGAGAAUGCAGAAGCUAUUGUCUUUCUUCUCGUCUUCAUUCGUUCGAGUCUAGUGCUUCCUGUCUUGUUCGUACGCUACUGACCAUCUACGCAAGAGCUAGAGAUUUGACCGCCGGACUCAAGCCGUGAUGCUACUGCGCUUGCUCUCGUAGAUCUUCUUGGAUGUCUUUUCAGAAACAGGGGACGGCGGCGCACCAUCGGACGCAGUGGACUGGUUGUCUCCCUUGCGGCUCUUGCUCUUCUUCUUCUUACG